AUGGAUGUAGCGACUGCUUCAACAGCGGUAACUAAUAUCAUGGGUGUAGCUUCUGCAUUCGCGUUGGUUGGAGGAUUCUUCUCAGACUCAUACAUAACUAGGUUUACUGCCAUACUAGUAUUUGGUCCCUUCGAGUUCUUGGGGUAUGUAUUAUUAGCAACACAAGCACAUCUUCCAUCACUUCAACCACCAGUAUGCGAUAUCUCAGUGCAAUUUGAUAACUGCAAACAAGUUCAAGGUUACAAUGCAAUUAUACUCUACGUAGGUGUCAACGUUCUUGCCUUUGGAGAAGGCUGCUUAAGAGCAAACCUUGCAUCCUUUGGUGGAGAUCAAUUUGACGACAAUGACCCAAUUGGGUUACAACAAAAGUCUAGCUUUUUCAAUUGGUAUACUUUCAGUAUUUCACUUGGAGCUAUUAUAGGUCUUACCCUAAUAGUAUGGGUUCAAGAGAAUAAAGGAUGGGAUUUUGCUUUCACUUUGUCAGCUGGCUUAGUUCUACUAGGGUUGAUUGUGGUGGCCUCUGGUAUCUCAUUUUAUCGUAACCUAAUACCAACAGGUAGUCCUCUAACAAGGAUGUUGCAGGUAAAGUUCCUCUCUUAA
This is a messenger RNA of Papaver somniferum (opium poppy), 600 nucleotides long. Its product is annotated as protein NRT1/ PTR FAMILY 4.6-like. The coding region runs from base 1 to 600 and encodes 199 amino acids. The record is from RefSeq and is a predicted model, not a curated record. The transcript has 2 exons. NCBI's taxonomy places the organism in Eukaryota, Viridiplantae, Streptophyta, Magnoliopsida, Ranunculales, Papaveraceae. Gene Ontology annotation, biological process: transmembrane transport. Gene Ontology annotation, molecular function: transmembrane transporter activity. Gene Ontology annotation, cellular component: membrane.